AUGAACCACGCGAUAAGAUACAAGGGUCUGGCUGAUAAAGAGUUAGGAAUUCUCGUUACUCGGGGUGCCAUGCUUCGUUCCUGGUCGGCUUGUCUGCUGUUGCUGGCUGCAGCCGUGCCGACUUCUGCCCAAUAUUCCGAUGCCUUCGUCCGAAAGUUCUUUCCCACUCUUUUCGCCGCCACCGAGUCCUCAAACGCGUCUUCGUGUUUGAGCAAGAUCUUUACAGAUUUCGAGGUUCAAUAUGAACUUCCAAUCCGGUUGAACGGGGCUUUCAGAUGAAAAAGAUGGUGACUGUGGACUGCGACAAAGCCGACGGGCUGGACCACUGCCGCGGAUACACCGCCGUCAGUCACGAUCAGAAAGUCAUCACCUUGAAUUUCAGGUUUACAUCUUCGAAAAGUAGAAAUAUCCAACAUUGAUUGCUCGGCUUUUUCCUAACUGACUCAAGAUUUUCUUUUGUUUUUUAUAUAUUUCGAUUCUGUGAUUCAAUUUCAAAUCGUAUGCUUUUCCUAUAAAAGUUUCGAGAAAGAUAAUAUCAGCAAAAAGUGAUAUAAGAAAGUGAACUUUAUUUCGUAUCAGAGGAACCAAGGGAAAGCUGCAACUUUUGGUGGAGAGCGACCAGACGAUCACCCAACAGAAGGUCUGACGUCGUCCAGCUCCCUCUGAAUCCUUCCGAUUUCAGGUUUCUUGGGUUGGCGGCGGUGCGGCAAGCAGCUACUUCGCCAACGCCUUCUUGCUCAUCUGGAACAACGGAAUGAAGGACGACUUCCUGAAUCUCGUCCACAAGUUUCCUGAUUACGAUGUCUGGGUUAGUUUUGUGUUGAGAAAUAUGAAUUGAGAAGGACUCAUCAAAUUAAGUAUGGUAUUAAAUAAGAUUUAAAAUCGAAUCUACUUUUGAAAACGGGCGUUCGAGAAUAUAAUUAAUUGAAAAGUUUGAAGAGUGACAUUUAGAAAUUUUCGAAAUUAUUGAGAAAAUCGCUUUUCUCGAGUUUCCGUUGACAAAAAUUCAAUUUAGCUGAAGCAUGGGGUUAUCUCUCUCUCUCUCUCUCUCUCUCUCUGUUUUUAUUAUGGGUCGUUAAUUGGUGCGAUAAAAUGCUAACGUCAGUCUGAUAUUUGAUUGGCUUCUCGAGCACUUAUCUUAUUUCUAAUAUAUUUCAUUUGCUUCGAAUCGUCCAAGAAACUUCCUUGUUCCAUUCGUGUCAAGAAUGAGCAUGGAUCAGGGCUUCGAUAUGAACUUGAAUGGAAAAUCGUUUGGUUAACUUCUAGGAUUCGCAUUUAAUAAUUGAAGAUAUUCAUGAUAAGCAUGGUCUCCAGUGACUAGAGUCUAGUCAUUGCUUAUUAACUACAGAUUGGCGGGCACUCUCUGGGCGGCGCGAUGGCGGCUUUGGCCAGCUCUUACGUGACAGGAAUGAAUCUGGUGUCGGCCUCCAAGAUCAAGCUCGUCACUUUCGGACAACCGAGAACUGGAGACGUCGACUUCGCCAACGCACACGACAGCAUCGUCAGUUUCAAAUCGAUAGUUUCGCUCUAUGAUCAUCUACAGAUUCCAUAUACGUACCGAGUUGUGCACAAGAACGAUAUCGUGCCGCAUCUACCGCCCAGAGGCCUGGAGAACUUCCGACACCACAAGUCCGAGGUUCAUUUUGAGAUUCAAAAGCAGCUAUAGUUCGUUAAGAAACUGAGAAAAUCAUAUAUGGACAAGGAAAAACCCACAAAGGUUUUCGUUUUUCUUUGUGGACGGGAUGUUCCUGAAAAAAAUGGCGUAAACUCAUUUCGAAUGAAUUUCAAUGUUUCGUCCUUCAUUAUUAUUUUAUCAGUUCCAUUCGAUUUUAUUAUUGAAAUGCAUUCCAGGUGUGGUACAACAACGACAUGACAAAGGUCGACUUCAAGGAGUGCGACUCGCAGGAGUCACCCCUGUGUUCGGAUCUUCACGUCGACGCCUCCAUCGAAGACCACCACCGCUACUUCAACAUGUACAUGACCUACUACGGCCUUCGUGACUGCACCGGAGACCCUUCCAGCUCGAAAUAA
This is a messenger RNA of Caenorhabditis auriculariae, 2031 nucleotides long. The record is from the annotation of a GenBank genome assembly. Lineage: Eukaryota; Metazoa; Nematoda; Chromadorea; Rhabditida; Rhabditidae.